This is a messenger RNA of Morus notabilis, 1201 nucleotides long. RefSeq names its product caffeic acid 3-O-methyltransferase. The transcript has 4 exons. NCBI's taxonomy places the organism in Eukaryota, Viridiplantae, Streptophyta, Magnoliopsida, Rosales, Moraceae. The record is from RefSeq and is a predicted model, not a curated record. Gene Ontology annotation, biological process: methylation. Gene Ontology annotation, molecular function: protein dimerization activity; S-adenosylmethionine-dependent methyltransferase activity; O-methyltransferase activity. The coding region runs from base 1 to 1125 and encodes 374 amino acids.
AUGGCAUCCCCAUUGGAGCUGGGAAACGAUCGAAAAUUCCUUGACAGUGAGGGCAGAAAUAAAGAAGAAGAAGACAAAGAAAACUUCUCCUAUGCCAUGCAGCUUGUGUUUUCCACCGUGCUGUCCAUGUCUUUGCAAACUGCAAUUGAGCUCGGAGUUUUCGACAUCAUAGCGAAAGCCGGUGAAGGCGCUAAGCUUUCGCCGGCGGAGAUUACGGCGCAGAUGACCACCGACAACCCUGAGGCACCCAUCAUGCUUGACCGCAUACUUAGGGUGCUGGCAAGCCACUCCAUAUUGAGAUGUUCGGUGGUUGGUGAUGUUAACAGUGAGUCGGAUUUUCAAAGGUUGUACAGUCUUGGUCCUGUGGCCAAGUAUUUUGCGACUAAUGAAGAUGGUGUUUCUUUGGGACCCUUGAUGGCGUUGAUACAAGACAAGAUCUUCUUGGAUAGCUGGCCCCAACUAAAAGAGGCAGUUCUUAAGGGAGGAAUUGCAUUUAACAGAGUCUAUGGAACACACGCCUUCGAGUAUCCAGGCUUGGACCCAAGAUUUAAUCAUGUUUUCAACAAAGCAAUGUACAAUCAAACUACUAUUGUUAUUAAGAACAUCCUCAAAUUUUACAAAGGUUUUAAGGACCUUGCAAAAUUGGUAGAUGUUGGUGGCGGUCUAGGAGUGACCCUUAACCUAAUCACUUCCAAAUACCCACAUAUUAAGGGUAUUAACUUUGACUUGCCACAUGUUAUAGAACACGCGCCUUCUUAUCCAGGUGUUGAACACGUGGGUGGAGAUAUGUUUGAAAAGGUUCCUACCGGGGAUGCAAUUUUUAUGAAGUGGAUUCUGCAUGAUUGGAGUGAUGAACACUGCUUAAAGCUAUUGAAAAACUGUUACAAAGCCACUCCAGAAAAUGGAAAGGUCAUAGUUGUGGAAUCAGUCCUUCCAGUCGAGGCAGAAACUAAUACCGCUGUGAAAAGCACCUCCCAACUUGAUGUGUUAAUGAUGACUCAAAAUCCAGGAGGAAAGGAAAGGAGCACGCAACAAUUCCUGGCCUUGGCAACUGAUGCAGGAUUUAGGGGCAUUAAAUUUGAAUAUUUUAUUUGUAACUUUUGGGUUAUGGAGUUCUUUAAGUAGAUGGCUUUCUUUCCAUAUGUUGGGAGUCUCUACUCUCCUAUUGAUCCGUGUGCUUAUGUUGGUUUUUUUUUUUAAG